AUGGUUAAUGCUGAACUAGACUACAAAGCACAUAGGGCUAGAGAUAUGUAUAAACGCAUAAAUUAUCUAACUGGUGGAUACAAGAAGAAGGAAAGAUUCCUAAAAGAUGACAAUGGGUCGUUGAUAACCACGAAUGAAGAAUUAGCCAAAAAGUGGGGAGAUUAUUUUGAUACUCUCCUUAACUGUGAAGCACCUGAUGAAGUCUAUAGCCUUAACUUAGUAGCUGAAGAAGAACAAGAAUGCCCAGAACCUUCAUUGGACGAGAUAACAUUCCAAAUUAACAUAUUAAAAAAUCAUAAGUCACCUGGCGAGGAUCAAAUUCAUGCAGAACUUCUCAAAAAAGGAGGAGAAGAAAUGACGUUCAGGUUGUGGAAAUUGAUCCACCGAAUAUGGUUAUCCGAAAAAGUUCCGGAAGAUUGGAAAAUAGCCUUAGUAUGCCCAAUUCAUAAGAAAGGGGAUAAACAAGAUUGCAAUAAUUAUCGCGGAAUUGCCCUACUAAGUGUUGCGUAUAAAGUUUUCACGAACUGUAUCUUGUCAAGGAUAAGAACAAAAUCGGAGCAAAUCAUUGGAGAUUAUCAAGGAGGCUUUAGACCAGGAAGAUCUACGGUAGACCAAAUAUUUAUUCUCCGACAACUUUUCCAAAAGACCUGGGAAUUCGACAAGGAAAUGCACGUGCUCUUUAUCGACUUCAAGAAGGCAUACGAUAGUAUUCAUCGCAAAAGCUUGAUAAUAUUCUUAGGGAGUAUAACUUCCCACAAAAAUUAG
This is a messenger RNA of Macrosiphum euphorbiae (potato aphid), 765 nucleotides long. The record is from the annotation of a GenBank genome assembly. NCBI's taxonomy places the organism in Eukaryota, Metazoa, Arthropoda, Insecta, Hemiptera, Aphididae.